Molecule: messenger RNA, 735 nt
Organism: Hypoxylon fragiforme
Lineage: Eukaryota; Fungi; Ascomycota; Sordariomycetes; Xylariales; Hypoxylaceae
Exons: 4
Coding region: 97-570 (157 amino acids)
Source: RefSeq, a predicted model, not a curated record
CCUUUUCGUCCACCAGACAAACAAACAAACAAUUACCUACCUAAGCUUGAUUGCCCUCCGAUCUAUCUAAUCUAAAAUACCAAUUCCGUUAUCACCAUGCGUUCCUUCAUCGCCAUCUUCGCCGCCGUCAUGGCCUUCCUCCAGGUCGCCGUCGCCAUUCCCCCGGCCUGCCUCUUGAAUGCUCUUGGUCUCCAGGGCAACCCAACCGACUUGAAAGCCCUCUGCGGUGACCUUCUCACCCCUAUGCAGGGCAACCUGACCGAAUCCUGCGACUCAGCCGCUCUACCCGAGGCCUACGAGGUCUACUCCUCCAAGUGCUUGGCCGAAGGUGUCACCAUCGCUGGCCUCCCCACCUCCACCGCGUCCGGCUCCUCCAGCACCGGUACCGCUUCUGCCACUGGCCCGAACUCUGCCUCUGCCACCGCGACUGACGGCGCUACUGCUACCGGAAGCGGCUCCAGCAGCACUGAAACUCCUGCUAGCGCUGGUAUGGCUGUGGAACCUCAGUCCUUCCUCUUCACCGCCGCCGUGCUCCUAGCUUCAGGCUUGAUCAGCGUCAUGAUUUUGUAAAAUAAUUUCUGGAAAGAAAUUUGACGUCGUCUUGGGAGGUUGGUAGGUUGGUAGGUUAGUUGCGGUCAAUGUGGUUGAGUGAGGGGGAGACGAUGAUUGAUUGAUGUGUUGAAUGGUUUCUGUGUUGGUUAUACCCCCCGAUCCCAAGGACUCGAAAGUGAAUAG